Microplitis mediator is the source of this 1537-nucleotide messenger RNA. Its product is annotated as putative gustatory receptor 28a. The transcript is spliced from 4 exons. The coding region runs from base 275 to 1462 and encodes 395 amino acids. Gene Ontology annotation, cellular component: axon; dendrite; membrane. Gene Ontology annotation, biological process: sensory perception of taste. NCBI's taxonomy places the organism in Eukaryota, Metazoa, Arthropoda, Insecta, Hymenoptera, Braconidae. The record is from RefSeq and is a predicted model, not a curated record.
UUUAUGCAACAUACUUCUUCAUAUGCAACAUACACUUCACUUCGAGUACUUAAUGAUAUUGCAAAUCAAUCAUAAAAAUAGACAGACUGCACUUUCGUUAAUCUACAUCAUUUAUCUGUUGAAUUAUUCACAUACUCAUUAAUCGAUUAAGUCAUUAGAUAAGUAGGAUUGUAUUCACAGUAUUGACCGUAAAUUUCUCCUUUUUCAGUGCAAUCCACUUAUUCUGAUAGUUUUUCCCAUUCGGAAUAUUGCGACCAAAUUAUUCGCGGGAAAAAUGUUUCUGUUAAAAAUACAGAUUUUUAUUUUCUAUGUUUUCGGAUUCGUUCCAUUUACUUACAAAACGAACAAUAAUGCGGUAGAUAAAAAAAAAUUUGAGUCCGAUGCAAUAACAUUCGUUCCCACUGAAGUUCAUACAUUUUAUAAUUUAAUUUUGAUAAUAGCAAUUAUUGUUGUUAACUCUAUUUACAUUCCCGCGACCAUUCAAGAUUACUAUUCAAAAGAUGAUAUGGAUUUGUCAGCAACGUUAAGCUUAGCGAUAAGUUUGAGUGGCAAUAGCGUGUUAAUUAUUUUGUUGUUAUCAUUCAUUGUGCAACGACAAAAAAUAAUAAAACUGGUGAACCAACUUUUGGAUAUCGAUGUCGCAAUGAAAAAAUUACAUCAUAUUUAUAAGCCAGACUUUGAAAAAAUUGAACUAUUGUUUAUAUGCUACGUCAAUACAAUCCCGUGUGUUAUAAUUAUGAUACUUUCCUUGUACAUUGAUGCUAAAUUUAUCAGCACUAUGUGUUUGUUCACAUUCCAUACCUUUGCUUUCAAUUAUUUAAUAAUACAGUACGCAAUACUUCUGACGAUUAUUGAGAAAAAAUUGAAAUGUUGCAAUGACGGAUUUUUGAAAUUGAAAAAGUCGAUAGAACUACAGUUUCGGGUGUACAAUACUCAGAAAAAUACACUGGAUAAAACGAGUAUUAUCGAAAUAUUUGCACUGAAACGUUGUCAUACAAUUUUGUGUAGGCUAUGUUCUGAUAUCGCUGAUUUUUAUUCCUUUGGUUUUCUGUACAUUAUUCCGUACUCAAUCGUCUGCGUUAUCUUAAAUAUAUAUGACUUGUUGAUACCUUUCUUGGACAUAUAUUCAACUGAAAAUAUCACUACUCGACGUAUUGGUAAUAUUGCUUGGAUUAUGUCAAGACUGUUUCCUAUAUUAACUACUGCAGUGUGCGCUACGAAAGUUAGUAAACAGAUAAAAAGAACGAGCAGCGUUAUUCAGGAAAUUUUGUUCGAAUGUUUCAUGAGUCCAGAAGUCAAAAAUGAAUUGAAAAUUUUUUCACUCGAGUUGUUACAUAAAAAUUUCCAAUUCACUGCAUACAAUGUAAUACCAGUUGAUUGUACUAUACUACGCACGGUCUUCGGUGCGAUAGCCACCUAUUUAAUAAUAUUCAUUCAAUUUCAAGUUGAUGACAUGGAUUAAACACGGACUAAAUUUUUUUGAAAACUUAACCAUCUUUUGGACCACUUCUCAGGAAAGAAUAAACCCAUGCUGUCA